Pteronotus mesoamericanus is the source of this 1990-nucleotide messenger RNA. RefSeq names its product selectin P ligand (gene SELPLG). Gene Ontology annotation, biological process: leukocyte tethering or rolling. Lineage: Eukaryota; Metazoa; Chordata; Mammalia; Chiroptera; Mormoopidae. The record is from RefSeq and is a predicted model, not a curated record. The coding region runs from base 136 to 1413 and encodes 425 amino acids. Gene Ontology annotation, cellular component: plasma membrane. The transcript is spliced from 2 exons.
CAGGGCCUGGGGCCACGGCAGGCAGUGCCACAGCAGGGCCCUGAAGCGUGGGCUGGGUCCUUGUCCCUGAAACAGAGAAGCCACUUCUCUUGGGCCCACGAGGCAACUGUCCCAUGCUCCACUGAGCACGGUGCCAUGCCGCUGCAGCUUCUCCUGCUGCUGACCCUCCUGGGCCCUGGCAGCAGCGUCCAGCUCGGGGUGACCCCGGUCUGGAGGCCGUCGACCUGGAACGAGGACGACUUCAGGGAUGAGGACUUUGACACCUAUGCUGGGAUUGAGAACACGGACCCUCCAGAAAUGCUUGAAGAUACUGGCACGGAGGCUAUGACCCUGAGCCCCAACCUUCAGGCUGUGAUGGGAACGUCAGGGCAGAGAGAUUCUGCAGGGCCUGGUACUCCCGAGCUAGCCACUCUGGAGGUCCACUCUGCUGGCCUGGAUGCAGGCGGGGCGGCCACUGGGAGCCUCGGCACGGAAGUGAUGACAGAGGGGAUUCCCAUCACACCGGGCCCUCUGCCCACAGAGCUGGUCACUUCAAUCCCUCCCAUCAUGGAGGCGCCAUCCACAGAUCUGGCCACGGUGAAGACCCUGUCUGUAGGGCCAGCAGCCACGGAGGCACUGACCACGCAACCUGCGGCCACGGAGGCACUGACCACGCAACCUGCAGCCACAGAGGCACUGACCACGCAACCAGCAGCCACGGAGGCACUGACCACGCAACCUGCAGCCACGGAGGCACUGACCACGCAACCAGCAGCCACGGAGGCACUGACCACGCAACCUGCAGCCACGGAGGCACUGACCACGCAACCUGCAGCCACGGAGGCCCUGUCCACAGAGCCAGCAGCCACAGGGGCCCUGUCCACAGCAGCCCCUUCCACGGAGCCCACUACCACAGAGACCCUGCCCAAGGACCCAGCCUCCAUGAAGGCUCUAUCCACACGACCUGCUAACACAGGGAGUCAAACCACAGCCCUCCUUGUGCCCUCUGAUCGCCGCGGGGGCACCACCGUAGCAGUCAGCGACUCAUCGGAUGGCUUCAUCAAACAACAGAAAAACAGCCAGCGCCUUUCCCCCGCGAGCCCCGUGUCCUCCAGCCCCACCAGCAGCCUGGGGCAGAUCCCGGUGAAGCACUGUCUGCUGGCCAUCCUCAUCCUGGCUCUGGUGGCUACCACCUUCCUUGUGUGCACCGUGGUGCUGGCCGUCCGCCUUUCCCGCAAGAACCACACGUACCCCGUGCGCAGCUACUCGCCCACUGAGAUGGUCUGCAUCUCUUCCCUGCUGCCCGAGGGGGGCGAGGGGCCCGCCGUCACCGCCAACGGGAGCCUGCCCGCCACCAAGAAGCCAGGCCUAAAGGGGGGGUCCGGGGAGGAACACGAUGGGGACGACCUCACCCUGCACAGCUUUCUCCCCUAGUGCCCCCUGCUCAGCCGCCUGAGCAGGGCCCCGGUGGCCUCGCUCCGGCCACUGCCCUCCUGGCCACCACUGAACACCCAGGCCCUAGUCCACGCGUCUGGGCUUCCCUGACCCCCGGGGGUGGGGAUCUCUCGGGCAGGGCCCCGGCCACGCCCACAGGACUGGGAGCAGCCAAGGUCUCCCAUUCCUCCGGCUGCUGGGCUUGCUCUCUGCCGAGCCCAGGGAAGAGUCAGGGGCGCCUGCCCGGGCCCCUGCCCGGGCCCCUCCCCUCGCCCACCGCCACUGUCCUCUGGUUGCCACGUUCACCGUGCAUUUUGGGGGUGGGUACGAAGGAGGGUUGGGUUCCUGAGGCCAUUUCCUGCCACUGCCCCACAGAGGGCAGCUUGAAUUUUCUCAGACGCCCCUCCACAGAGCCCAGGGUGAGGCCCUGCCCCAUGAGGGCCAGGGCAGGCUUGGAGGGCCAAAGGCUACACAUUUUUGUGCAACUGCAUGGAUCCACAAAAGCCCUCCUCCUGGUGCCAGAGAAACCUCGCCUGCCCUCUCUUGCCUGCCCCUGCAUCCAAGCCACAGGGCGGGC